Solanum lycopersicum (tomato) is the source of this 2041-nucleotide messenger RNA. It is a transcript of the gene LIN7, whose product is annotated as cell-wall invertase. Lineage: Eukaryota; Viridiplantae; Streptophyta; Magnoliopsida; Solanales; Solanaceae. The record is from RefSeq and is marked provisional. Gene Ontology annotation, biological process: carbohydrate metabolic process. Gene Ontology annotation, molecular function: hydrolase activity, hydrolyzing O-glycosyl compounds.
AAAAAAAAAAAAUUAAAAAAAAUUAUUUAGAUUAAAUAUCACUAUCUGUCAAAGCCCAAUCAUUAAAAUAAAAUAAAAAUUAUGGAUUAUUCAUCUAAUAAAAGUUCUCGUUGGGCUUUGCCAGUUAUCUUAGUUUGCUUUUUUGUAAUUUUAUUAUCCAAUAAUGUUGUUUUUGCUUCUCAUAAAGUUUUUAUUCACUUGCAAUCUCAAAAUGCUGUAAAUGUUCAUACUGUUCAUCGAACUGGUUAUCAUUUUCAGCCCGAAAAACAUUGGAUCAAUGAUCCCAAUGCACCAAUGUAUUUCAAUGGAGUGUAUCAUCUAUUCUACCAGUACAACCCAAAUGGUUCAGUAUGGGGUAACAUUGUUUGGGCUCAUUCCGUUUCAAAAGACUUGAUCAAUUGGAUCAAUUUAGAACCUGCAAUUUACCCAUCAAAGCCAUUUGAUCAAUUCGGUACCUGGUCUGGAUCAGCAACCAUCCUACCUGGUAACAAGCCAGUCAUCUUGUACACCGGAAUCAUAGAUGCCAACCAAACCCAAGUCCAAAACUACGCAAUCCCAGCUAACUUAUCCGAUCCAUAUCUCCGCGAAUGGAUCAAGCCAGACAACAACCCAUUAAUUAUAGCCGAUGAAAGUAUCAACAAGACCAAGUUUCGUGACCCAACAACAGCAUGGAUGGGUAAAGACGGGCAUUGGAGAAUCGUCAUGGGAAGUUUGAGGAAACACAGCAGGGGCUUAGCUAUAAUGUAUAGGAGCAAAGACUUUAUGAAAUGGGUCAAGGCUAAACACCCACUUCACUCAACUAACGGCACUGGAAACUGGGAAUGCCCUGAUUUUUACCCAGUUUCAUCGAAAGGUACUGAUGGGUUGGAUCAAUACGGUGAGGAACACAAGUACGUGCUGAAGAACAGUAUGGAUCUUACUCGAUUUGAGUAUUAUACACUUGGAAAAUACGAUACGAAAAAAGAUAGGUACGUUCCAGAUCCAGAUUCUGUCGAUAGUUUGAAGGGAUUGAGACUCGAUUACGGUAACUUCUACGCAUCGAAGUCAUUCUACGAUCCAAGCAAAAAUCGAAGGGUUAUCUGGGGUUGGUCUAAUGAAUCAGAUAUAUUCCCAGAGGAUGAUAAUGCGAAGGGAUGGGCUGGGAUUCAAUUGAUUCCUCGUAAAGUAUGGCUUGAUCCAAGUGGUAAGCAGUUGGUUCAAUGGCCUGUGGAGGAACUAGAAACCCUAAGAACUCAAAAGGUUCAAUUGAGCAACAAGAAGAUGAACAAUGGGGAGAAGAUUGAAGUUACAGGAAUCACACCAGCACAGGCUGAUGUUGAAGUGACAUUCUCAUUUGCAAGUUUGGAUAAGGCAGAGUCAUUUGAUCCUAAAUGGAAUGAUAUGUAUGCACAAGAUGUUUGUGGACUCAAGGGUGCAGAUGUUCAAGGUGGGCUUGGGCCAUUUGGUCUUGCUACAUUAGCUACUGAAAACUUGGAAGAAAACACACCGGUUUUCUUCCGAGUUUUCAAAGCACAGCAAAACUACAAGGUUCUCUUGUGUUCUGACGCUAAAAGGUCAACUCUUAAGUUCAAUGAAACAAUGUACAAAGCUUCAUUUGCUGGAUUUGUUGAUGUUGAUUUGGCUGACAAGAAAUUGUCACUCAGAAGCUUGAUUGAUAAUUCAGUUAUAGAAACUUUUGGUGCUGGUGGAAAGACAUGUAUAACAUCGAGGGUUUAUCCAACAUUGGCAAUUAACGACGAGGCACAUUUAUUCGCGUUUAACAACGGAACGGAGCCAAUCACAAUUGAGAGUUUGGAUGCAUGGAGUAUGGGCAAAGCUAAGAUACAAUAUUGAAGAAAAAAAAAAGAAUAAGGAGAAAGGAACUAUGGUAAAAGGGGGAAAUAUGAGAUUUUGAUGGACAUAUAAGAGUUUGUUAUUUUGAUAUUUCAACUCUAUUUUUUUUGUUUAUCAAAUUAGAUAUCCCUCGAGUCAAAAAAAAUGUAUAUAGAUUUAUCCUCUAUUUUCAAUUUAUGACAAUAAUGCUAUGUUUUUGCUUUCAAAA